This is a messenger RNA of Peromyscus eremicus (cactus mouse), 1803 nucleotides long. It is a transcript of the gene Otop1, whose product is annotated as otopetrin 1. Gene Ontology annotation, cellular component: membrane. The transcript is spliced from 6 exons. The coding region runs from base 1 to 1803 and encodes 600 amino acids. Gene Ontology annotation, biological process: proton transmembrane transport; inner ear morphogenesis. The record is from RefSeq and is a predicted model, not a curated record. Gene Ontology annotation, molecular function: proton channel activity. NCBI's taxonomy places the organism in Eukaryota, Metazoa, Chordata, Mammalia, Rodentia, Cricetidae.
AUGCCUGGGGGCCCGGGCGCGCCCUCCUCUCCCGCAGCAUCCGCAGGUUCCUUCCGGGACGCGCCGUCGGGGAUCGCGGCAUGCCCGCCGCCUCCGCUCCCCCUGGCCCGGAGGUCUCCACCGGCCUCCGGUCCCCGACGCGGCGCCAGUGUCCCGCAGAAGCUGGCGGAGACUCUGAGCAGCCAGUACGGGCUGAACGUGUUCGUGGCGGGGCUGCUGUUCCUGCUGGCCUGGGCGGUGCACGCGGCGGGUGUGGGCAAGAGCGACCUGCUGUGCGUGCUGACCGCGCUCAUGCUCCUGCAGCUGCUCUGGAUGCUGUGGUACGUGGGCCGCAGCUACGUGCAGCGCCGCCUCAUCCGCCCCAAGGACACGCACGCGGGCGCGCGCUGGCUCCGUGGAAGCAUCACAUUGUUCGCAUUCAUCACCGUCAUCCUGGGAUGCUUGAAAGUCGCAUACUUCAUUGGAUUUUCCGCGUGCUUGUCAGCCACAGAGGGCGUUUUCCCGGUCACCCAUGCAGUGCAUACGCUGUUGCAGGUCUAUUUUCUCUGGGGCCAUGCUAAGGAUAUUAUCCUGUCUUUCAAAACCUUGGAAAGGUUCGGGGUGAUCCACUCGGUGUUCACGAACCUGCUGCUGUGGGCCAACAGCGUCCUGAAUGAAUCAAAGCACCAACUGAAUGAGCACAAGGAACGGCUUAUCACGCUGGGCUUUGGCAACAUCACCAUCGUUUUGGAUGACCACACACCACAGUGUAACUGCACACCACCUGCCCUCUGCUCUGCCCUCUCCCACGGAAUCUACUAUCUGUACCCCUUCAACAUCGAGUACCAGAUCCUGGCCUCUACCAUGCUCUACGUGCUGUGGAAGAACAUUGGGCGCAGGGUGGACAACUCCCGGCACCAGAAGAUGCAGUGUAGAUUCGAUGGGGUCCUGGUGGGCUCGGUGCUGGGCCUGACAGUACUGGCUGCCACCAUCACGGUGGUUGUGGUGUAUAUGAUCCACAUUGGGCGCUCCAAGUCCAAGAGCGAGUCGGCACUCAUCUUGUUCUAUUUGUAUGCUAUCACCGUGCUGCUGCUCAUGGGGGCCGCUGGGUUGGUAGGAACCUGGAUUUACAGGGUGGAUGAGAAAUCCCUGGACGAGUCCAAGAACCCUGCACGCAAGCUGGAUGCCGACCUCUUGGUGGCCACAGCCUCGGGCUCAUGGCUUCUUUCCUGGGGCUCCAUUCUGGCCAUCGCCUGUGCUGAGACCCGCCCGCCGUACACCUGGUACAAUCUGCCCUACUCUGUCCUGGUGAUUGUGGAGAAGUAUGUCCAGAACCUUUUCAUCAUCGAGUCGGUGCACCGCGAGCCUGAGGGGGUCCCCGAGGAUGUGCGCACUCUGCGCGUGGUCACCGUCUGCAGUGGUGAAGCCGCUGCACUGGCUGCAUCCAGUCUCGGGAGCCAGGCGUUGGCUCCGGAUGGGUCAUCUGCCGUCAAUGGGAAUCUGUGUCCGCAGCAGGGAUGCGGUAAAGAGGACCAGGAGGCUGUCUGGGAAGGGGCUGCGGGCACAGUCCGCUGUCCGGACUUCCUGCAGGGCGGAGUCAAGAGGAGUCUCCUCAGAAACAUCACAGCCUUUCUGUUCCUUUGCAAUAUCUCGCUUUGGAUCCCCCCCGCCUUUGGCUGCCGCCCUGAGUAUGACAACGGAUUGGAGGAAAUCGUCUUUGGCUUUGAACCCUGGAUUAUUGUGGUCAACCUGGCCAUGCCCUUCUCCAUUUUCUACCGGAUGCACGCAGCUGCUGCUCUCUUUGAGGUCUAUUGUAAGAUCUAG